UUUCCUUCUAUAUAAUGAGGCCAAAUGGGAAGUGCCCUGAUGUUAAUCUGUGAGGAUGUGGAUUUGUCCAAUUCUCUCUCUUGGUUGUGGUGCUGCCAACUAUCGCUGCAUGAGUCGCCACCUCAUGCAACCGACGUCCCCUUAACUCUCCUCUUACACCCAAGUGUCAUUUAACGCAUUCUAUUCUCCUUCUCCCUACUUAAAUGGACGUCUUCUGUUUUAGCGGAUCAAAACACCCACCUGCUUAUGGCAGCGAUCUCUCUCUCUCUCUCUCUCUCUAGAAAUUUCAGACCACAAAUUUCCUCUAAACUAAAUUUAUCUUGAAGUUUUUCUUUCUUGUGAUCCCCAUCUCUGUCUCUCACUCUAGAUUUCUCCUUAAGAUACCUCUCUCUCUCUCUAGAUUUCUCCUUAAGAUAUCUCUCUCUCUCUCUCCCUGGGAUAGUACUUUUCUCUCUCUCUAAGUAGUUUUUCUCACUAGAAAUCCCAAACCCUAAUUUUCCUCCAGGAACUAAAUUUCUUUUGACGAAAACUUUCCUCCAUAAUCCCCCCUCUCUCUCUCUCUGGAAACAAGCUCAACCAUCCCCAGUUGAGGAUAACUCAUCUCCAUUUUCGUUAGCACUCUCAUACCAUGGACAAUAAUCUUAGGCACCGAGUGAACACAGAUCGGCCCACCCCCACAUCCACCAACACCACCAAAGACAGGAAGAAGAUGGCAAUGGCGAAGAAGGGUCUCCGUUCCCUUGCCGUAGCAAUUGGCGUACCCCUUUCUCUAGGAUUCAUGGUCACAUACUACUUCCCCACCCUUAACCAGCCUGGGCUUAAGACCCCAUCGUGGUACCCUCCCCUGUGGACCCUUCACUUUGGGUGGCUAGUCUCACACUUUAUCAUGGGCCUCUCCUCUUGGCUGAUUUGGGUAGAAGGUGGUUACCACAAGAAUCCUCAGGCACUAACUGCGUAUGCAAUUCAAUUGUUCUUGGGGCUCAUGUGGGCGCCCUUGAUGUUCGGGUUCGGCGCGCCGAAGAUUGCUUUAGUCGACUUGGUUGCGCUGUUGCUGGCGAUGUUGGCCUUUUUCAAGCAUUCGAGUGGAGUGAACCCCAUUGCUGCUGAUCUUGUCAAGCCUUGCUUCUUAUGGGUUGGUUUUGUGAGCCUUGUGACUUUUAAUUAUGCAUGAGUUCUCUUCCUAAGGCACAGUAGAUCUGGUUCAUGUCAAAAAAAAAAAAGAAGCAAGGGUUUGGACACAGCUCCUUGUUCCUCAUGUAGUAAAUGUAUAGUCUCUUGUUUUAUUCGGCUGUGAGAUUAUACCGGGGGGAUUUAUCUGCCUUUUUUUUUUCUUUGAGCUUUUAUUAAUGUUGGGUUAGCUCAUGUUUAAUAGAUAAUCACGUAUGUAUAUUGUGAUCUUGGGUUCUAAUGGUUAUUAUUAGUUCGUGUUGCUAA
Amborella trichopoda is the source of this 1434-nucleotide messenger RNA. It is a transcript of the gene TSPO, whose product is annotated as TSPO(outer membrane tryptophan-rich sensory protein)-like protein. Gene Ontology annotation, cellular component: membrane. Lineage: Eukaryota; Viridiplantae; Streptophyta; Magnoliopsida; Amborellales; Amborellaceae. The record is from RefSeq and is a predicted model, not a curated record.